This is a messenger RNA of Symbiodinium necroappetens, 1314 nucleotides long. Lineage: Eukaryota; Dinophyceae; Suessiales; Symbiodiniaceae. The record is from the annotation of a GenBank genome assembly.
AUGCAGCUCUUGAUCUUCAUCGCUGCCGUGACCCUUGCCCAUGCUGACCACUGCACCGAUCCACUUGCAGCACCUGCAUCGGCCUCGUCUUUGCUACAGCAGGCGCAUGCAACACAAGCGCAGCAGCCUCAUGGACUGUUUGGGAAGAAGGGCAUGUCCAACAUGGAAAUGCAGAGUGCCUCUAACGCUGCAGGAUUCUUCUCGAUUCUCGUGUCGUCUUUGAAAGCAAUUGGUGUUGCAGCUUCCGUCAUCGCUGUAGGGGUGUUGGCUACCCGCCAGGGCAUCAUCACCCUGGCGGUGCGAAAGGCCAUGGGGGAAAUCACAAUGAAGCUCGCAAUUCCGGCACUGUUGUUCUCCCGAAUCCUCUACUGCGAUCAGUGCAACACAGGUGGGAAUCAGUGCGCACCUUGCCAGCCUUUUGUGAGCAUCAUCCUAAGCAGCUGGAUCCUCUUCCUCCUACCGAUGGUGGUUGUAGGACUUGGCGUGCUGUUGGGCAAGACUGCAGCAGUUUUAACGUCUGCGCCCAGCGAUUUCUCCCGGGGGACCGUUUGUGCCGUGGCCUUCGGCAACUCAACAGGUUUGCCGAUUGUUCUUUUGUCCGUGAUCUCCUUAGGCACUCCAGCCACAGGGAGCAUGGGCAGCAUCGACCCUCUUCUGCGCCUUCCGGUUUACUUAAUGCUCUAUCCCGUCCUUCAGUGGGGAGUUGGCCGUUACCUCCUGAAAGAAGACGAGGACUCGGACAAGGCCGGACAAAGCUUUGGGUUCCGGGCCAUGCUUGAACAGGCCCUGGUACCUCCUGUCAUUGCGGCGCUCCUUGGUUUGGUCAUUGGCGUCUCACCGGUGAGGGCUUGGAUGGUGGAUGUCUUCGACCAGGAUAACGAUGCACCUCUGACCUGGCUCUAUGACGGCAUCUACAAGCUUGGGGAUGCGGCAGUGCCUCUGAACCUCCUUGUCUUGGGCAGCGCUCUCUCUAAAGGGGCAAACUUUGAAGCUCUUCCGAUCAGGGUGGGGGUUGCCAUCGUGCUCUGCAAGUUGGUCUUAAUGCCGCUCUGCAUGAGUCUCAUCGUCUAUGGGCUGAUCCGCAUUGGGCCCAAGGAUCCUUCCUUGUGGCUGGUUGCUUUGAUCGUCAGCUGCACGCCGACCGCCAACAAUGUCGCAGUGAUGGCUGAAUCCGGUGGCCAGAACAAGGAUGCCAUGUCUACAGCCAUCUUCUUACAGUACCUAGUUGCCCCCUUAUGCGUGGCAACCUCCAUUGCCUAUUUCAACAUGCUCCUUUCCUCCCCUUGGUACUUGCCAGCGAUGCAGAGCCUUUAG